Lingula anatina is the source of this 2846-nucleotide messenger RNA. RefSeq lists its product as uncharacterized. Lineage: Eukaryota; Metazoa; Brachiopoda; Lingulata; Lingulida; Lingulidae. The record is from RefSeq and is a predicted model, not a curated record. Gene Ontology annotation, molecular function: protein binding.
UGCCUGCUGUAAUAAAGCACUGUGAAGGAGUAAAGAAUAGAAUGUUACAGACCCUGGUUGACAAGGAUGGGCAACUCUCGGAGCAGACACCAGCAGAAGCUGAUGAAGGCCAGUCUGGCCAAUAUCAUGUACCAUGCAGUGUCCACCGGUCAUCUGCCAACAGUCAGAAACACCCUCCUCAAUCCACUACUGGACAUUAAUCAGAAGGUGGACAAAUAUGGUUCGACAGCUUUACAUUUGGCUGCUGAGAAGGGAUGGUGGGAAUGUGUGCAACUCCUCAUCGAAAAUGGCGCCAACCCCAACACCCAAGAUGUCAGCCAGAUGACUCCUUUACACUUUGCUGCAGCCCAGGGUACAGUGAAGUCUGUGGAAGCUUUGUUGAGUUGUAAGAUUGACAUAAAUUUGCAGGAUGUUUGGAAAAGGACACCUCUUCAUAAGGCUAUUAUUAACCAUAAGGUCGAGGCUGCAGUGUUGCUUAUAAAGAAGAAAUGCUGCGUAAAUGUGCCUGAUUUGCAGGGUAGGCUCCCCUUGCACAGUGCUGCCAGCUAUGGGAAUGAAUACCUAGUUAGGCUUCUCUUGGAUCAUGGAGCCAAUAUUGACUGGCAGGAUGGAAGAGGUCGAACAGCCCUUUACUUGGCAGUCCUUGCUCGCCAUCAAGGACUAGUUGAACUGCUGAUAGAAUGGGGAUGUGAUUGUGACCUGCAAACUAAAAGUCAUGUCUCACCAUUGCUUCUUGCCACACAAAAAGGCCAUGUUGAACUCGUAGAGAUACUGCUUAAUGGAGGGGCAAAAGUGAAUACCAGAACCAAAAUUCAAAUUGUAGAUAUAAUGCAAAGGUACCCCAUUCCGCUGGAGUCUGCCAUGCUGCGAGUUGCAAAUAUUACCAGUCAGAAGUUUGCCACCUAUCUGAAGAUAACAAGAAUGUUGAUAGAGGCGGACGCAGUAUGUCCAGAAGACAAUCUGUUUUGGGUGCUGUAUCGGGUUCUGAAGCAGAACAACUCCAAUAAGGAUCUUUUGGAAUUGAUGGCUUUACUACUGGCAGCAGGUUGUAGGCCGUCUGUCAGCCAGCAGUUUGACGCGGGAGUGGAGGCUGUUGGCGACGGAAGGCGCCCUGGCGAUGACCCUAAUUCAGAUUCUGUUAUAAAGGAUUUGAUUGGUCAAUACAGUUGCAUGCCAAGUUUGUCCGACUGUGCCCGAAGGUCGCUAAGACUUGGUUUGCAAAGUCAUGCAGGCAAUGUGAUAUGUGGUGCCAAAAAACUACAACAGAAUUUGGCGCUUCCAGCAAAGCUGAUGGACAUAAUUCUGAUACCCUGGCUGACAAGGAUGGGCAACACUCGGAGCAGGCACCAGCAGAAGCUGAUGAAGGCCAGUCUGGCCAAUAUCAUGUACCAUGCAGUGUCCACCGGUCAUCUGCCAACAGUCAGGAACACCCUCCUCAAUCCACUACUGGACAUCAACCAAAAGGUGGACAAAUAUGGUUCGACGGCUUUACAUUUGGCCGCUGAGAAGGGGUGGUGGGAAUGUGUGCAACUCCUCAUCGAAAAUGGCGCCAACCCCAACACCCAAGAUGUCAGCCAGAUGACUCCUUUACACUUUGCUGCAGCCCAGGGUACAGUGAAGUCCGUGGAAGCUUUGUUGAGUUGUAAGAUUGACAUAAAUUUACAGGAUGUUUGGAAAAGGACACCUCUUCAUAAGGCUAUUAUUAAUCAUAAGGUUGAGGCUGCAGUGUUGCUUAUAAAGAAGAAAUGCUGCGUAAAUGUGCCUGAUUUGCAGGGUAGGCUCCCCUUGCACAGUGCUGCCAGCUAUGGGAAUGAAUACCUAGUUGGGCUUCUCUUGGAUCAUGGAGCCAAUAUUGACUGGCAGGAUGGAAGAGGUCGAACAGCGCUUUACUUGGCAGUCCUUGCUCGCCAUCGUGGACUUGUUGAACUGCUCAUAGAACGCGGAUGUGAUUGUGACCUGCAAACUAAAAGUCAUGUCUCACCAUUACUUCUUGCCACACAAAAAGGCCACGUUGAACUUGUAGAGAUACUGCUUAAUGGAGGGGCAAAAGUGAACACCAGAACCAAAAUUCAAAUUGAAGAUAUAAUGCAAAGGUACCCCAUUCCGCUGGAGUCCGCCAUGCUGCGAGUUGCAAAUAUUACCAGUCAGAAGUUUGCCACCUAUCUGAAGAUCACAAGGAUGUUGAUAGAGGCGGACGCAGUAUGUCCAGAAGACAAUCUGUUUUGGGUGCUGUAUCGGGUUCUGAAGCAGAACAACUCCAAUAAGGAUCUUUUGGAAUUGAUGGCUUUGCUACUGGCGGCUGGUUGUAGACCGUCCGUCAGCCAGCAGUUUGACGAGGGAGUGGAGGCUGUUGGCGACGGAAGGCGCCCUGGCGAUGACCCAAGUUCAGAUUCUGUUAUAAAGGAUUUGAUUGGUCAAUACAGUUGCAUGCCAAGUUUGUCGGACUGUGCCCGAAGGUCGCUAAGACUUGGUCUGCAAAGCCAUGCAGGCAAUGUGAUAUGUGGUGCCAAAAAACUACAACAGAAUUUGGGGCUUCCAGCAAAGCUGAUGGACAUAAUUCUGAUGCGUGAUAUUUAAAGUUAUGGUCUAUAUAUUUUUCUUAUUUAUGUUUUUACGAGGAGACUGGUUAUAAACCAAUGAAAGCCUUAUUUUCUCUGACAUAUCAUGAAAACUGUGAUUGAAAACUUUCAAAAGUAAUGCCUACAAAAUGCGCCAAUGAAAUUUUUUAUAGUCAUUUCUUGGAUGGUCAACUUAAGUUAAUUUUAUGUGUAAACAUUGAGUUAUCUUCAGCAAAAAAAUGAUGAUAACAUAUUCACAUAUGUAAGUGCUGGGGCAUUGAAACAAAC